Messenger RNA from Rhodofomes roseus, 2291 nucleotides. RefSeq lists its product as uncharacterized. The record is from RefSeq and is a predicted model, not a curated record. The transcript has 7 exons. The coding region runs from base 418 to 2103 and encodes 561 amino acids. Lineage: Eukaryota; Fungi; Basidiomycota; Agaricomycetes; Polyporales; Fomitopsidaceae.
CAAGAGGCGCGUUCCGGAGGAGCGGCCCGCAAGCUGAAGCGCUGAACACUCGCCGACACGGGAGAGUGAGGUCGCCUUCACAGCAGAACCUUACCGGCCUCACCGACACACUACCAUAUCGACUAAGGACGCAGGUGGCCUCACUAUUCUAGUAUCCGUGUCGAACGAGAGUCGACGCAGACUGGCACAAAGUCCACGGCAGCAAGGCGAUGCAUAUGCCGGUGGUGAUCGUUUCACUGGCAGCACACCGCCUUCUGUCAUGCACCCUCAUGCACCAAGGCGCACCGUAUAUAAUGCCGCUCGAAGCAUGGAUGCACCCCAGUGUCGACGCUGAGCGCACACCUGGUUCUUCCUCCGGCUAUUAUUCCUCUUUCGCUUCUUCACGAGUUUCUAUCGACGUCAUUGCUUGCAGUGAUCAUGUUUGCCAACACAUUCGUUCAUGUCAUCUUGCUGCUUGCUUUGGUCAACAGCGUUGCUGCGGCCCCCAUCCUCAGACGUCAGGUCGACUUCGCAGGUGAUCGUCAUGGAUUGAUGAAGAGAAACGUGCCCACGCCGAGGGUGGACCUCACUGGUCCAGCCAGACGCCAAGACGCCUCCGUGGGUUCUGGUCCGAGCUCUGGCGGCGCGUUCGGCGACAUUGGGGGUGUACAGGGAAUUCAAAACUUGGAGGAUCAGCUUAUGUCCAUCGUGCCAUCUACACUGGCACCUAGUAUCUCGCAGUUCUUUGCCGAAGCAUCGUCAUUGGCGGCUGCGACCCCUACAGCCGGAGGCGCGAGUGCAGGUCCCACGGGUGCAUCCAGCUCGGAUGGUUCGCUUGGUGCGACUCCUACGAAUCCAUCGUCAAGCACAGACGAUUCAUCUAGCGUGAAUCCUACGAGUUCAUCUUCUGGCACAGAUACCUCCGGCCCAUCCUCUCUACCCACUGACAGUGCCAGUGGUGACGCCAGUGCUACGGACUCUGCUUCUGCCGCGGGGGCCACAGGUGCUUCUACAGACCCCACGAGCUCGGGCGGCCCUGAUGCAUCGUCGUCCACGGAUGGCGUCAGCGACCCGACCGCUACAUCGGGCAGCUCAGGCGAUGCAACAGGAGCUUCGGGAUCCUCGAACCCUGCAGACGCGUCUUCAAGUGCGACGACAUCUGAUAGCUCUGCCGGUUCCAUGCCCACGGGAACGUCCUCGGAUGAUCCUGCCAGUGCAUCGGCUGGCUCUUCACCCAGCGAUUCUGGCAGUCCCACUUGCGCAAUGCCCAGCUCCUCGGGCUCAUCUAGCGGAACCAAUCCUAGUGGCAGUUCGUCCGACCCGUCCGCUACUGACUCGUCGUCAACGCCCUCGGGCACUGGUUCCACAGGCGAGGCCAGCGGUGAUGGCUCGAAUUCUGCUACGUCCGCGUCCGACCCGUCCGCCACUGACUCGGCAUCAACUUCCACAUCAUCCGACCCGUCUAUCACUGACUCAGCGUCGAUACCUUCCGGUACCGGCUCUGAUGGCUCUGCCACUUCUUCUGCAUCCGACCCAACCAGUACCGGUGGUAUGGAUUCGAUCGGCUUGGGCGAUGGUUCGAGUUCGACGGCCUCGACGGAUUCCUCUUCUACCGCAGAUGCGUCUUCCACGGCAACGCCUGACAAUGGCAUGCCAUCAGGUGAUGCCUCGAGCGGUUCAACUACUGCGAGCUCGAAAGGGAACCCAAGCAUGCCAACGGACGGUUCGGCCAGUGGUGAUGGCUCAUCGACCUCGACUGGCGCCGAUUCUAAUCCAUCUGCUGCCACGGGCGCUACAGACCCGUCUGCAGCCACGCCCGCUUCCGGUGAUGCCAUUCAGAACGCCGAAGCCGUAAUGGCGUCGUUGGUGCAGAUGGUGAAUCCGACUGACCAAGCGAAGGCGUCACAAAUGGUGGCCUCCGCUACUCAAGCCCUCGGCUCUGGUACGGCGGCUGCCACUGGUAUGACUACCCUUGCCGCCCGCCGCCCCGCUCCUCCCAUGGCCACCUUCUUGCCGAGAACCAACGGCGCGUUCAGCGACCACUUGACGAUGUCCAAGGCUACGCUCACGAGUUUCGCUGUCUUACUGGGCAGCGCGCUCGUGGGUGGCCUGACCGUCGUCUGAACAUGGAUCCUGCUGCAACAAUUUGAUGACACGAAUGACGACUUCAUCGUGGCUGCGCUGCGACUCAUGAUCUAAUUUAUUAAACGCCGUCUACUCGGCACCCGUUCUUUGCUCGUACUAUGUAUCCAUAGCGGACUGUCAAUCAUGGCAGCCUCGAAUGAUCAUCUAGUAUUGUUGUACCUUGUGAA